AUGGGUGACCAGAAGGUGACCAUGAGCCAUCAGUGUGCCCUGGUGGCCAAGAAGGCCAGUGUUGACCACAGCAUGGCCAUAAGGCAGCAGUGUGCCCUGGUGGCCGUGAAGGUGAUGCAGACGAUGUCCUGGUUGACAACAGUUGGCCGCCGCGUCGCCGAGGCGCUCCGCUCGGCCCGGCUCGUCUCGGCCCGCAGGCGGCGGCAGGAACCGGAGGAGGACGGGGGAGCCGCCCCGGGCGGCCGGGAGAGCUUUGUGUUGUUCUUGGAAAGUUUCGCUCCACUUGUGAAUUCCUUGAACCUUGGCAUUGCCAGCCCGCUUGUGUUGGGCCCUCCUCCUUUUCAGCUUGCUCACAUUAAGACCCAGUUGGCUCUGCAGCAGUUGACCGCCAGCAGCUCCGCGCCUCCUCAUGCUUCCUUCGGCCGGGCCGUUCUGAAAAGCGCCAUGUUUAGCCCCAGAGGAGCGUUGCCGCAGAGGCCGAGAGGACCCAACCCGUCCGCAGCAAAGCCCCCGGGAUCCUUCCAGGGUGUGACGGGCCCGCAGAGACCCCCGGCCCCAGGAGCACCCCGGGGGGCAGCGCCGCGCGCGUCGGGGCAGGACAGCGUCCCGUGGACCGGCUCGCAGCGCAUCAACGUCCGCGUCACCCUGCACAGGGCCGACCCGCGGCAGGCCAAGGCCAAGGGCAGCCUGCACCAGGAGCAGAAGGGCGACGUGCGCGCCGGCCGCUGGGACGGCAGCCCCUGCCCGCCCCCGCCGGUGGUCUCGCAGAAGCCCCCAGCCCGAAUCCCGGAGCAGAACGCCGCGGCGCAGAACCGCUACACGCCGGAGAGCGCGUCCAGCAUCUUGGCGAGCUUCGGGCUGUCCAACGAAGAUCUGGAGGAGCUCAGUCGCUACCCGGAUGACCAGCUGACCCCCGAGAACAUGCCGCUCAUCCUCAGAGAGAUACGGAUGCGGAAGAUGGGCCAGCCUUUGCCCGGCCUGCAUUCCCAGAGCCGAGGAGAAGCGAUGAGCGGGACGAGCGGCGCGGCCGUCAAAGGCAAGGUGAUCGACUACGGGCACGCCAGCAAGUACGGGUACACCGAGGAUCCUCUGGAGGUGCGCGGUUACAACGUGGAAGCGCUGAGAGAGGAGCCUCUGGAAGCACGGCCCUACAACCCCGAAGCGCCGGGCGGAGAGAAGAGGGAAGAGUUCCACCGAGAGCAGAGCGUGCCCAUGGGCGUCCCGCCGGCCGGCGUGGCGUGCGGCCCGGCCUUCCCACCGCAGGACGUCAUGAAGCCCCCGCCGGCUUUCCAGAGCGACCCGGCCAACCCUCACCCAUUUUUCCCAGCGGAGCCAGCGGGGAAGGCGGGCGGGCUGUGCGCGGCGCCCGUGGGGAAGGCUGGCCCCCCGCCCGCGGUGCUGCCCGUCAUGCCGCCCAUCCUGCCGCUGGCCGUGCCGCCCAUGGCGCAGCCCGUCGUGCCGCCGCUCAUCUCGCAGCCCGUCGUGCCCGUCCUCCCCCAGCCGCCCUUCUCGGCAGAGCUGCUGGCCAUCCUGGAGCAGCGGGACAGGAUCCAGCACGAGGCCGGGAGCAGCCAGCCCAGUGCCCAGAGCUCCGGGAUGGGGCAGAAGCCCUUCCAGCCGCAGCCCGAAGGGCCCAUUAAGUCCCCCUUUGGCGUUGUGAAGGCGUCGUGGCUGCCGUCCUUCCUGCAGUCUGACUCGCAGAAGAUCAAACGCUUGCCCACCCCGUCAAUGAUGAAUGACUACUAUGCGACGUCGCCGAGAAUAUUCCCACAUAUGUGUUCUCUGUGUAACGUAGAAUGCGCUCGUAUGAAGGACUGGAUCCUGCACCAGAACACCCCUUCCCACAUCGAGAGCUGCCGCCACUUACGACAACAGUACCCCGACUGGAACCCCGAGUCUCGCUCUUCAAAGCGGAAUGCCGCGGACAGGAAGGAGAACCAGACCCCCAAGCACCGCUCCAACUCGGCCAGCCCCGGCCCCAGGCGCCCCAGGCCCGCGGCCUCCAGCCAUGCUCCCCGUCACUCCCGCUCGCGCUCCAGGAGCCCGGGCUGCUAUCGCCCAGCACGACCCAGGAGCCGAAGCCCGCGGUCGGUGCGACGCCUGAGCCCCAGGCACUGGUCACGGUCACCUCAGAGGUCCAGGAACCCCCUGCGGGGCAGCCUGCGGCCGCAGCGCUCCUCCAGCAAUGACUGGGCGUCGAGGAGGACCAGCAGAUCCCAAGACAGGAAGGCAGCUCUGGAGGCGGUGAUGAAAACGUUGGGACCCGGCUUUGUGGCGGAGUUCAACAAGCACAAAUCAUCGCAAGCAUCCGCACCCGGGGCGUCGGGCUCGGGGAAGUCAGCGCCCAGCCAUGGGGCGGCAGGGAAGAAAAGCCCCAAAACGAGCCCCGCUGCCAAGGCCGUAAAGAAGGAUGCUGUUCCUCUGCCUGCAUCCGGCUCCUCUCCUCAAAGCGAUGAGUUGCCCCAAGAGCAGGAGGUGGAAGAGGAGGAGGAGGACUCAGCCGCAGGGCCCAGCAGGCCUCGUGCUGCGCCGUAUAACCGGGUGAUUAUCGACGUUGCUGACGAUGGGGAGGAUUGGCUGACAGCCUGAAGGCCGUGCUGCCGUGCAGCGAGAGCUGGACAGGCUGAGAGCUGGGCAGGAAGAAACCAGAUGGGGUUUAACAACAGCAAGUGUGGAGUCUUGCAUCUGGGGAGGAAUAACGGCGUGCAGCGGUACAGG
Lagopus leucura (white-tailed ptarmigan) is the source of this 2718-nucleotide messenger RNA. Its product is annotated as zinc finger protein 638-like. The transcript is spliced from 7 exons. The record is from RefSeq and is a predicted model, not a curated record. Bases 1 to 2589 code for a protein of 862 amino acids. Lineage: Eukaryota; Metazoa; Chordata; Aves; Galliformes; Phasianidae.